Prorocentrum cordatum is the source of this 459-nucleotide messenger RNA. Lineage: Eukaryota; Dinophyceae; Prorocentrales; Prorocentraceae. The record is from the annotation of a GenBank genome assembly.
AUGCGGGAGGCGAAGCUGGAGCACGGCGUCAUCAGCUACAGCGCUGGGAUCAGCGCGUGCGAGAAGGGCGGGCAGUGGCAGCAGGCGUUGGUGCUGCUCAGCGAGAUGCGGGAGGAGAAGCUGGAGCUCGACGUUAUCUUCAGCUGCAAUGCUGCCACCAGCGCGUGCGAGAAAGGGGAGCAUUGGCAGCUGGCUCUGGCGCUCUUCAGCGAGAUGCGGGAGGCGAAGCUGGAGCCCAACGUCACCUUCAGCUACAGCGCUGGGAUCAGCGCGUGCGAGAAGGGUGAGCAGUGGCAGCGGGCUCUGGCGCUGCUCAGCGAGAUGUGGGAGACGAAGCUGGAACCCAACGUCAUCAGCUACAACGCUGUGAUCAGCGCGUGCGAGAAGGGCGAGCAAUGGCAGCGGGCGCUGGCGCUUCUCAGCGAGAUGUGGGAGGCGAAGCUGGAGCCCGACCUCUAG